Molecule: messenger RNA, 3441 nt
Organism: Bactrocera latifrons
Lineage: Eukaryota; Metazoa; Arthropoda; Insecta; Diptera; Tephritidae
Gene: Pdcd4
Product: programmed cell death protein 4
Exons: 4
Coding region: 338-1783 (481 amino acids)
Biological process (GO): negative regulation of DNA-templated transcription
Cellular component (GO): nucleus; cytosol
Source: RefSeq, a predicted model, not a curated record
CGCUGGAUUCCUAAUACGCCCGUUGUGAAGCCCUAAAGGUUUUGGAGGUUGUGAGGUUACUAAUACCAUUGCAGCUUUUGCAAACUCCACCUUUAAGCGCAUACUAUUAUUAUAAAUUAACUGUUUUCUAAGCACCUGCUUGAAAAGUACAAGUCCAUCCAUAAGCGUGUUGUAUAUUUGAGUGAAUGAGUGAACAUUGUUUGUCGUAAAGAAAUUGUGUGACAUCGGAGCAUAACUGCAUAUAUUCAUCUAACGCAAAAUACAUAAAUAAAUACCAUAAAACUAAAAAUUAACGUACUGAACUCAGGCGAUUCUAAGAGAACUAAUAUUAAACGAGAUGGAUAUCGAAACCGCCCAACAAAACGGCAAUGCGGACUCACGUGAGAGUUCCGUGGAACGCGAGCUCAACGAGGAAGUGCAGGCUGUGGAGCUAAAUGGCUCAUCUGAUUCGGCGAAAAGCUUGAAUGGGCUCAUGAAGAAGCCGUUACCUGUCGGCGAUGGAUAUGAUCGCAUCAAACGCAAAGCCAAACGUCUUAUACAGAGACAAAAUAGUCGUGGCGAGACGAAUGGUGCUGCCAGUGCAGCGAUUGCCGCUGCACUCAAUAGCACCACCGGCAGUUAUGUUGUGCCACAUCGUCGCUGGAAGAAUAGUCGUCGUUCACGUAACGGCCACGGACGCGGUUUGCCAAAGAAAGGUGGUGCCGGCGGUAAAGGUGUUUGGGGUUUGCCGGGUUCGGAAGCGCUCGAGGAAGUGUACGAAGAUGAGAAUGAUCCCAACUACGAUAGUGAGUGUAAUGAUAAGAACAUCGAAUUGCGUGAAGUUAUUCCGGAGGUGACACCGGUAGAAUUCUUCAAAUUGGCUGAACCAAUUGUAUUGGAGUAUUAUGAACACGGCGAUACCCAUGAGGUGGCUGUGAGCUUUGACGAGAUACUUACCGGUCCGCUGCGACCAUAUGUGACAAGCGUUGUGGUUGAGAUCUCAAUGGAUCAUAAGGAUUCGCAGCGUGAAAUGACAUCGGUAUUGAUAUCCGAUUUGUAUGGACGUGUCAUAACCGGCAAGGAUAUCGAGAGAGGUUUUGAAAUUUUGCUCGAAAAUUUACCAGACUUGACGUUGGACACACCGGACGCGCCUACCAUACUAGGCAAUUUCCUUGCACGUGCCGUCGCUGAUGACUGCCUCCCACCUAAAUUCGUUACAAAGCCGACUGAUCUCGAUGCACAAAGUCAACAUGCUGCCGCUGCUAUACGCCGUGCUGACACCCUACUACACAUGAAACAGGGUUGGGCACACUUGGACAAUGUCUGGGGCAUGGGUGGGCCACUGCGACCAGUCAAGACCAUCACCAAGGAGAUGACCUUGCUGCUAAAGGAGUAUUUGUCGUCACGCGACAUACAAGAGGCACAUCGUUGUCUACGCGCACUCGAAGUACCACAUUUCCAUCAUGAAUUGGUGUAUGAAGUCAUUGUCAUGACACUCGAAUCCCUUAGCCAGACUACCGAGGAGGCCAUGUGUGAGCUACUCAAGUCGUUGGAUGAGGCAUGCUUGGUAUUGCCAGCCGGUAUGGAGCAGGGGUUCCUGCGCGUUUUUGACGACAUGGCUGACAUUGUUUUGGAUGUGCCACUUGCAUAUAUAAUAUUGGAUCGCUUCGUAGAGCGUUGCAAUCGUGCUGGUUUUAUAACCGAUAAGAUUUUAAGUAAUAUGCCCUCUAGAGGACGUAAACGUUUUGUCUCCGAAGGAGACGGUGGCCAUAUUAAGCCACAAACUAUUCCAAUUCGUGACUAAAAAGAAACGAAACAAAUUAAUUACAAUUUAAACACACACACAAAAACAACAAACCACAACUAAGUAACAACAACAACCACAAGCACUUUUUAAUCACAAAAUAACUGCAUUCUUUCUACAAAAACAACUGACAAAUGAAAAACCACAACAACAUUAAUCAACAGCAACAAAAAGUAAAACGAAAAGUAGUAUUAUCAGCAGAUUAAAAAAAAAAAAACAUAAAACAAAAACAAAUGAAAAUUAAAAUGACAUCGACCGUUAAAAAUGAGACGACGAAAUGCAGAAAAAGCUAGAAGUGUGAACUUUAACAUUACAUUUCUACUAUUAUUUGUUUGCAUAAAAAACCAACAACAACAAGGGUAUAAGAAUUUUACGAAGCCUGCGGAACAGCAAUAAACAACGAGAUAGAAGAGUGAGCGCAAAAAACUACGGAAUCGCAAAUUCGAAAAAUUAAUAAACAACAACAAUAACUAAAUUUUUUGUCAGCUUUCAUUGUGGUGCUCCAAUAAAUGUUGUAGGAGUUGUGCGAAAAUAACAGUCUUGUAUGUUUGCUGUCGUUGUUGUAACCGUACACAGGCGCAUGGAAAUAGCAAAUAAAAAUAUAAAAACGCUAUGACCACGAGCGAGACACUUCCGCUUCUGCAUAGACCGCAUACUCACCGACAUCCAUCAGCGUACCGGCAUGAGUGUAUCAAUCACUCCUCUGUAACUAAUUUAAGAGGCAUGUUUGUGAACUGCUUUUUUUUUAACUUGAGACACCGAAUGUAAUUUUAAGUUUUCAUGCUAUGAUUUGAAUUCUCGCAAAUUUAUUGUAUAUGUACGUUUGCUGAAGUUUGAGUAAAUAAUUGCUGUAUUUUUUAAUAUAAAAUUUUUGUAAAGAGAAACGAACGAAAACACUGCAAAUAUUAUGAGUAGAAAUUUUUGAUGAAAAAAAUUGAAAUUUUGUAAUUUGCGCAAUAAUAAAAAAAGAAAAAAAAAACGUAAAGAGAUGAGUAUCGCGAAAUAAAAAUGUAGACUAUUUGUUUUUUAGACAUUUCUCCUCGUAUGUAUGUGUGACAGACACCAUUUUGCGUUUUGCAAACACGCGCAAAAUUAAGUGAGCCACAAAAAAAAACCAAAAACAAAAAAAUUAAAUUGUAUUGACACACCAUAAAAUUAAAAAAAAAAAAAACUAUUUCAAAAAAUUUCAAUUUAUUUGUGGCGUACGAUUUUGCAAUGGAUAUACAAAAUAAAAAAAAAAUAAAAAAUUAUCACCAAAAAUUGAAACCAAGGCAGCGGUUUCUAAAAAAGCAAGUCAAGAACUCUACAUUUUAGCCAAAGUUAAGGAAGCAUGCGCACAAAGUCACAAAGAGCAUCGAGAGCAGCCAGUAUGAGUCAACAGCGUUAGCUCAGCUACAUAUAUUUAAAGCUAAAAAAUAUCUAUUCUGUUUGCAAGCGUAGCAAUACUAUUUUAUUGCGUAACAGAAAAAUUACAAAUUUACAAUUAUAGCGGUUAUGCAUUGGAUAUUCGAAACAAAAUAAUUACAAUUAAAAGCAAAUACCAAGAGUUUGCAUUAUUUCGCUACUCAAUUUUAAUAUAAAAACUACUAUAUGGUAUUUGUAUCGGUGGUGAAAAACGGGUUUCUCACAAAUUGUAUUUUUAAUAAAAAAAAAAAAAA